This is a messenger RNA of Selaginella moellendorffii, 2758 nucleotides long. RefSeq names its product NF-X1-type zinc finger protein NFXL2. The coding region runs from base 86 to 2704 and encodes 872 amino acids. The record is from RefSeq and is a predicted model, not a curated record. The transcript has 13 exons. Gene Ontology annotation, cellular component: nucleus. NCBI's taxonomy places the organism in Eukaryota, Viridiplantae, Streptophyta, Lycopodiopsida, Selaginellales, Selaginellaceae. Gene Ontology annotation, biological process: regulation of DNA-templated transcription. Gene Ontology annotation, molecular function: zinc ion binding; RNA polymerase II transcription regulatory region sequence-specific DNA binding; DNA-binding transcription factor activity, RNA polymerase II-specific.
UUUCGGGGAUCUGGAGAGCGAGGCGCGAGGGCCAGGGCGCGUCGCCGGGUAUGUUCUAGAUCGCUGCACACUCUCCGAAAUAAGGAUGCAGCAAGCUUGGGACAAGCCGCUGCUGCCGAAUCCAGCCAGGUUGGAGGAGCUCCAUCCCUCGAUCAAGAACCAGCUCGAGGUUUCUAGCAGCGACGACGACGAGCGGGAUUAUAGCAGCGGUGGGGAUGACGAACCCGGGGCUUCGAUCUUCCGGAAUUAUCCGGGAGUAGCCGCGACAGAUAAUGAUCCAGGGCAGCUUUUCCAGGCGGGUGUGAAUCGGAUCAACAGCCUCGUGGCCGCGACCAAGGGCGGAGCAUCGACGUGCUUGAUCUGCCUCGAGAAAAUCCGCAAGAUUGAUCCAAUCUGGCACUGCAAGCAAGGAUGUUUUGCGGUGCUUCACUUGGUUUGCAUCCAGUCGUGGGCUCGCCAGGCACUCAGCACCAGCGAAAAUUCUUCCGCUGGAAGAAACUCGAGCUCCAGGACUUCCCCGGCGUGCUGGCACUGUCCAAAGUGUCGACGGGACUAUCCACAGGCAGAGAUCCCGCGAGAGUAUCGUUGCUACUGCGGCAAAGAGGUGGAUCCAAGGUCCGAUCCUUGGCUCACUCCACACUCUUGCGGGGAGAGAUGCGAGCUGGAGCUGGGACUUUGCUCGCACACUUGUGUGCUUCUUUGCCACCCCGGGCCGUGUCCGCCAUGUCCUCAGCUCGUCCAGCUGGCUUGCCACUGUGGAAAGUUGGCGGAGCUCCGGCGCUGUGGCCACAAGAGCUUCUCCUGCCAAAGGCUUUGUUCCAAGCGCCUGGGCUGUGGAGUCCACUCCUGCGACGAGAUUUGCCACGAAGGGGAGUGCAAGCCUUGCAGCAAGUUCGGUGUCCAUCGCUGCCGGUGUGGGAGUGUGACUGAAGUUCGCCCCUGCUCUCAAGCCGAUUUCCAGUGCGAGAGGAUUUGUGACAAGGAGUUGAGCUGCAAGAAGCACGUAUGCGGGAAGCAGUGUCAUGCUGGGGGCUGUGGAGAGUGUGAACUUCAAGGGAGGAGGACUUGCGCCUGUGGGAAGGAGGCGUACAAGGAUCUAGCCUGUGAUGUUAAAGUGCCGACGUGUGGAUCAACAUGUGAGAAGUUACUGGCCUGUGGACUUCAUCGAUGUCCGGAACGGUGUCAUGCUGGUUCUUGUGUGGGGACCUGUCGAGUUUUGAUCAACAAGCGAUGUCGCUGUGGGAGCACGGCGAAGGAGGUUCCUUGCUACCAGGAUCUUGUUUGUGAACGGAAGUGCCAACACAUACGGAACUGCCAGCGUCAUGCGUGCAGGCGGAGGUGCUGUGACGGGGAUUGCCCACCUUGUUCUGAGAUUUGUGGCAAAAAGUUGAGAUGUGGUAAUCACAAGUGUCCAGCUCCUUGUCACAGAGGUUUAUGUGCACCUUGCCCUUUAACUGUGAAAAUUUCGUGUCAAUGUGGAUUCACUACACUCGAGGUUCCUUGUGGCGCAGACAAAGAUGUGAAGCCUCCAAAAUGCUCAAAACGCUGUCAGAGACCACAAAUCUGUGGUCACGGUGAUUUAUGCAAGCCUCACAGAUGCCAUUAUGGACCAUGUCCGCCUUGUCAACUGCUGUGCAACAAGAAACUUGAUUGUGGUCAUUCGUGUAACCAGAGGUGUCAUGGACCACGACUAACAUGUCCAGUCUUGAAGGGAACCAAGAAAGAACGCAAAGCUGUGAUUUCUCCCAUUCCAGGCUCUCCAUGUCCACCAUGUUCUGUUCUUGUGUCGAGGCCGUGCAUGGGCAAACAUCCGGCCGGGUCGAGGAUGGUCCCGUGUAAUGACGAAUCAAGAUUUUCCUGUGAAAAACCAUGCGGAAAUCUUUUGUCGUGCGGAAAUCACUUUUGCCGAGAUCUUUGUCAUGUAGUUACCAUCAGUCGUGCUCUAUCGAAUGGAACGGUCGUGGCCUCGGGUGGUGCUCAGCAAUACGAUUCGUGCAGCUCUUGCCGGCUGAAAUGCACAAAGACUCGGGAUCCACCUUGUCCACAUCCUUGUGAGAUUGGCUGCCACACUGGGAAAUGCCCGGCGUGCAAGGUUUCCUUGAAGAAGUCUUGCCAUUGCGGUACUCUUGUGCGCACACUGGAAUGUAGCGCCUUUGGUUGCCUUUCCGAGGACGAACGCAUCGAGUUGCUUUCAUGCAAAGGUCCUUGCCACAGGAAGCUUGAGAACUGCUCGCACUUGUGCUCGGAAAUUUGUCAUCCAGGCUCCUGUCCAAGCCUGUGCUCCAAGAAGGUCACUACAAGAUGUGCAUGUCAGCGCAUACGGAAAGCGUAUCAGUGCUUUGAAGUUCAAGCUGCGCGAGAGAAACAAUCGGCUUUAGUUCCGUGCGAUCAAGAUUGUUUGAAGGCCAAAGCCUCGCAGGAGCUGGAAGAAGAUUUGCAGCACAAACAAGCAGCAGACAAAGAGCUACGUCGUGAUGACUUGAAGAAGGUCCUGCCGAAACAACGGAAAGUACGCGCACCGAGAAGCGCUCAUGGGGACUGGAAGUACAAGGAGAGCUUGCAAAUUGCAAUGAGAUAUGCUCUAGUGGUUGCUCUUGUGCUGGGAGCGGUAGCAAUGGCCUACUAUGGCGCCAAAGCUCUGCGAAGCCUCUCGGACUGGAUGGACGAGAUCGACAACCAGAGGCCCAGAGCAAAACUUCAUUGAAAGUUUUCCUACUCUAGAAAGCUUUGGUUUUGGAAAUAAAGAGAGAUGGUUUCA